CGUCCUGUCACGCCUCGCUGCGCGCUCCCCCACGCCAUCCAUCCGGGACGGGAGUGUGUGUCGGGUGUAAACACCGGGGCGGUUAGCUAAUGGAAGGCCACGGAUGCUGGUAGACAUCCAGCAGUGAGCGCUUCUCUGACCAGAGGACUGUGUGUCUGGUUGUUGAUGGAAGCGGAUGGUUUUGUGCGGAGGCGGCGGAUGAGCGCGGAGACGCCGGGUGGGGACGCCGCUGUGGCCGGCGCUUCUGCGGGCGCAGAAAUCCGUUGGCUCGGCGGCAGACUGUGGGGUGUUUCGGAGGGUAUCGUUGGGAGUCUGGCGCCGCGGAUUGGAGGAGAGGCUGAGCUCAGCGCGGCGCAGUACUAUGGGCCUCAAGAAGUGUCAGAAACAGCCGAGCCAGACUAUGAAGAGCUGCCUCAGGGCGCCUCCACCAGCACUUACAUGUUGGCCGGAGCGGUGGCCGGCAUUAUGGAGCACUGCCUCAUGUUCCCCAUUGACUGUGUCAAGACUCGUAUGCAGAGUUUACAGCCUGAUCCAGCUGCCCGCUACCGUAAUGUGAUGGAUGCUCUGUGGCGCAUUGUGAGAACAGAGGGUAUCUGGAGGCCGAUCCGAGGCCUGAAUGCCACGGCUGUAGGAGCAGGACCGGCUCAUGCACUCUACUUUGCCUGUUACGAGAAGCUAAAAAAGACCCUCGGCGAUGUUAUUCACCCAGGAGCCAACAGUCAUUUGGCGAAUGGAGCUGCAGGAUGUGUGGCCACUCUGCUUCACGAUGCUGCCAUGAACCCGGCUGAAGUGGUGAAGCAGAGGAUGCAGAUGUAUAACUCGCCCUACCGUGGCGUGUUGGACUGUGUGCGCUGCGUGUGGCAGCGGGAGGGUGCGGGGGCGUUCUAUCGCAGCUACACCACGCAGCUCACCAUGAAUGUGCCCUUUCAGGCACUGCACUUCAUCACCUACGAGUACCUGCAAGAGCUGCUGAACCCCCACAGACAAUACAACCCCUCCUCACACAUGGUGUCCGGCGCCCUGGCCGGCGCCAUCGCCGCCGCGGCCACCACCCCGCUGGACGUUUGCAAGACGCUGCUGAACACCCAGGAGUCUCUGGCCCUACACUCGGUCAGUCAGAGCGGAGGACACAUCUCAGGCUUGGCCCAUGCCUUCAGGACAGUGUACAGGUUGGGCGGCCUGCCGGCUUACUUCAAAGGCGUGCAAGCGCGGAUCAUCUACCAGAUGCCCUCCACCGCCAUCAGCUGGUCCGUCUACGAGUUCUUCAAGUACGUCAUCACCAAGCACCAGCACGAGCGGUGGAGGAGCCAGAGGGAUGGAGAGAAGUAGCCGCUUGCACGCUAUUUAGUCCAGCCUUUCUCUCAGCAGCUCGCCUUCUGUCUCUGUCUCUUUCUCCUGCCUACAAUCUCCUGCUUGUUGCACCAACGACCAGCGUGUUGCAUUACGCUGCAGAGAAACUGGCCGGCUGGACUGAACCUGAAUUAAAGAUACGCACAUAGAGAAUCCUCUCUCACAUUUCUGUUUACCUCCUAUAAGAGCAAUUUAAUAACACCUAGGGCUUCAUGUGUGAUUCAUGAACCAGACACACUAUGAUGGGUCUACUAUGUUACAGUCUAAACAGUGUAGUCAAGUCAUGGCGAGUUGCACUUACAUUUCAAGAAACCCAAAUAUGUGACUACUUCUGUUGCCACUAGGGGGCAUCAGAAGCCACUUCUUUUAAAAUGAAUAACUAGAAAGACGCUAAUGAAGUGGAGCUAUCCAUUAUAAUAAAACCUUGGUGUAGUGGAAAACUCAUAAGCUGGGGAAUUUAGCAUAGUGUUUCACAUCAGAAUUUGUUUCAAAUGUUGCCCAAACGUCUACAUAGAAAGAUGCAGAUUUGCUAAAACCAGGAAUUAGUUUUAUUCAGAAUGAAAGCAGUUGAAAAUGUUAAAUCACGAUCUAAAUAACUUAUUGCAAACUUUAUUCAAAUGGUCAAAGGACUUGUCAAAUGUAUUUUUGUACAAUCUCUUUAAUUAAGCUGAGUUAACUGUAUUUGAUCCAAAGCGUGCUCUGACAGAAACCUGGGCUCCACAAAUUGCCAUCAUCAGUAUUGAAUUGGGUUUAAAACUCUAAAGGAAAAAACAAACAUGACUAAAAGCAGCUAAAAGAAAGCCCUUACCUUCUAUAUGAAAAAAGGCAGAUUUAAAUCAGUUUUAAAUCAGUAGUUUUAGGCACAAGAAAACUGUUACAAAUAAAUAUAUAAAUAUAUUUUUUCUCAGUCUAUUCUUUCUUGCACUGUUCACACUAGUGGCCAAUCAGAAGCCGUAAAUUAAUUUAAUGUAGCCUACAGUUCCCAUAGGCUGAAAGGUAAUGGGAAGAAAUAUUUAAUGGGCUCUCUGUCAAACGUUGUAGUUGGUUUUUGGCUGAAGUACGUUGAUCUGGAUAUGGCCCUCCUGUUGCUUGGCUUGACUACAUCUGAAUGUUACGAAUUUAUGAAAUCAGUCCCUUUGACAUCUGUCUACCUUGUUCCCUUAUUUCUCAUCUUCAAUAAAGUAGCAGUGCAGUGACCUGCCUGCAUAAGCUGGA
Astyanax mexicanus (Mexican tetra) is the source of this 2565-nucleotide messenger RNA. RefSeq names its product solute carrier family 25 member 28 (gene slc25a28). Gene Ontology annotation, cellular component: mitochondrial membrane. NCBI's taxonomy places the organism in Eukaryota, Metazoa, Chordata, Actinopteri, Characiformes, Acestrorhamphidae. Gene Ontology annotation, biological process: iron import into the mitochondrion. The record is from RefSeq and is a predicted model, not a curated record. The transcript has 4 exons. The coding region runs from base 166 to 1329 and encodes 387 amino acids. Gene Ontology annotation, molecular function: ferrous iron transmembrane transporter activity.